Messenger RNA from Mus musculus (house mouse), 648 nucleotides. It is a transcript of the gene Dnajc15, whose product is annotated as DnaJ heat shock protein family (Hsp40) member C15. Bases 19 to 468 code for a protein of 149 amino acids. The transcript has 6 exons. The record is from RefSeq and is marked provisional. NCBI's taxonomy places the organism in Eukaryota, Metazoa, Chordata, Mammalia, Rodentia, Muridae. Gene Ontology annotation, cellular component: mitochondrial inner membrane.
UCGGAGUCCUGCAGUGCCAUGGCUACCGGUGGCGGCGUGACCUCCAGAGAGGGGCUGCGCUACGCCGAAUACCUGCCUCCUUCUGCCCAAAGGUCGGACGCCGACAUCGACCACACAGCGGGGAGAAGGUUGCUAGCUGUAGGACUAGGUGUUGCAGCUGUUGCAUUUGCAGGUCGCUAUGCAUUUCAGAUCUGGAAACCUCUAGAACAAGUAAUCACGGCAACAGCAAGGAAGAUUUCCUCUCCAAGCUUUUCAUCCUACUAUAAAGGAGGAUUCGAGCAGAAAAUGAGUAAGCGAGAGGCUAGUCUUAUUUUAGGUGUAAGCCCAUCUGCUGGCAAGGCCAAGAUUAGAACAGCACACAAGAGAAUUAUGAUUUUAAACCAUCCAGACAAAGGUGGAUCUCCUUACUUAGCAUCCAAAAUAAAUGAAGCAAAAGAUUUGCUCGAAGCAUCCAGCAAAGCUAACUGAUGCUAAAGGACUGUACAUACCGAGGGAAAAUGGAACAAACGCACAGCUGUAAAAGUCCUUCAGAAGAAUGUGGCACGUGGUCGUGUUCCAUACUGACCCAGUCUGUUUUCUGUCAUUAAGUGUGCAGCAAUAAAAGCCUGGCAGCCUUGCAGCCUUGGUCUGGCAGGGACUUCAUCCGUC